GUUCAUGGGCGACGUACACGACCAUCCGGUACUUCAUUACGUUCUCCUUCGCGGAUGCGCAUGAUGUCGAGAUCAUCUGUCUGGCCUUAGGAACGUCGUCGGCCGUGUCCCUCGCGCUCGCCAUCGCAUGUUACUUGCUGUCAACGUUCGCCCCCCUCUCCUGGCGACCGUCCCGCACACUCUCAGUCCUUACUCGCAUAUUGCUACCUUACUUAAGCUCUAUAUUCUUGAUAGCCCCUGCCGUAGUGAAUCUGGUGUUUGUCGUGCUGCUGCGGAGAAAGGAGAGUGUGUGGCAGGUGAAUGGAACCUGCGCCUGGGAUGUAGAUAUUAUAUGGGUUGGAAACGGAUCCUCCACCUGCGAUGAUGAGCCUCGAGCGACCUGGGCCGCCUGGCUCGCAGGUGCGAUUGCUAGACUAGUCCUGACAAUUGCUAUCUGCGUGUCGUACCAUGCUUUAUGUCAUGUCUACAACCGAGCGCUCAACCGGUCAAGAUCCCACGCGUCUCGACGAUAUCCGAGGCCUAUGCUCAUGGGCCCCCCUGUAUCGUUACCUGUCUCGCCUGCACUACAGCCCAUUCUCCACACAGCUUCGCCACCGAUGUCCCCGGGUAAUCUUUCGCCCUACUACAGUCCCAUCCACAGCCGCUCGACGCGGGCCAGCUUUGCCUCUGACACGGGCAUGCCCCCGAUCGGCGCCGACCGCAGAUCCCUCCGGAGCUCCCGGUCGCGCAUCGCAUCCACAAAGGACGGCCUUCACGCCCUUUCGAGGAACUCGCUUUCCUCUUCCGGACACGGCCAUCGCAGCACGGAGGAAGACGACUCGGACUCAGAGGAACGCGGGGGGAGCUCCGUGGAAACCGUCACCGCCGGGCCACGACCCGGUCUGUGGAGGAGCAGGUCGUCUUCCGACGGCGGGCACCAGAGCGGGAGCGAGCACAGCAGCAGACAUGGGCACGCCACCAUCGAGUUGCAGGAGAGCCAGGACGUCGAGAUGAUGGACUUUGUGGACCGCUUCCGCUCGCUGGUCACGCAGAUCACGCGCGAGACGGAGGAGGGCAUGGACUUCGCGCGCGAGGCGGGGGACGGGACGAUGCUCCGCCACCGCGUGAUCAGCCUCGACGAGGACAACUCGGAAGACUCUAGCUCGCGCUCGGACGGGCGCUCGAUGACGCCCGAGGACUAUAUCAGCAUGCUCGGCGGGUACGUGCGGCGCAUGCCCACCAUCGAGUCACUCGGCUCGCGCGAGGUGAUGAGCCUGGCGAAUUCGAAGGGCGGGCAGUCUGGCUCCCGCCCGCCGACGCGUGCCAAUACGCUCAGUAUGAGCGAUCAGGGCAGCCAGCCGCCGAGCAGGAGCAACAGCCUGAAUUGGCGUCAGCUCGAUGCUGUCGCUGCGAAUAAUGGCGCUGGGGAGAGCAUCGGACGAGAGGCGACCCCGCAGAGCCAUAGUCAUAGUGGGAGCGGGAGUCAACGAUCGGUUGUGCGGAGCGCGAGUAUCACCUCGCGACGCAGUAUUCUUACGACGAGCUCUCCGGUCGACAGCCCUGUUCAGAUAGAGUUCCCCGCAAGUCACGAACAGCUUGAAGAGAGCUGAUGUGUCAUUAUGGUUGUGUUGUCCUGCUUUGAUGUCUGUCUUGUUUUGCCGGACCUUUGCUCUUCGUAUACCCUUCUCGUUGAAGGCCUCCUUAAUUUAUUAAAUUUUAUUAGUCUUCGUCUUCGCGCAUUUUUGGUUUAUACGUUCAAGACUUCGCGGGUGAAACACGCUGCACCGCGACAUUCGUCUUUGCUUGUUCUGCAUGUCAAUCUACAUGAUUUGCAUCCUGCACUCUUCGUUCACCCUGCCG
Molecule: messenger RNA, 1839 nt
Organism: Gloeophyllum trabeum ATCC 11539
Lineage: Eukaryota; Fungi; Basidiomycota; Agaricomycetes; Gloeophyllales; Gloeophyllaceae
Exons: 2
Coding region: 597-1589 (330 amino acids)
Source: RefSeq, a predicted model, not a curated record